AUGACACGUGGAAGACAUCAACAUCUUGCAACGCCAUCGAAAGUGGCUGAAGUAAAUCGUCUUCGCUUCUUUGGUAAUAUUUUAAGGAGACCGGCAGAUCGCCUUGUUCAACGAGUUCUGAGGAGUUUGCCGGGUUCGAACUGGAAGAAGCCACCUGGCCGAAAACGGAAGUUCUGGACUGACGCGGUGAAAGAGGACCUGAGGACACUCGGUGUGGAUAGGCAGUUCAGGCGAGACGUAAAGCUUUGCAGAAUAUGGAACAGCGACGAAUGGAUUGGUCCUGUGCAAGCUCUCGCAGAAGAUCGAGAAGGUUGGGCAGAGCUGUGUUCAAGGACGGCACACCUCGGCGAAGAUGCGGGUAAUCGCGUCAGGCGAUGA
Molecule: messenger RNA, 378 nt
Organism: Necator americanus (New World hookworm)
Lineage: Eukaryota; Metazoa; Nematoda; Chromadorea; Rhabditida; Ancylostomatidae
Exons: 1
Coding region: 1-378 (125 amino acids)
Source: RefSeq, a predicted model, not a curated record